Messenger RNA from Polypterus senegalus (gray bichir), 1866 nucleotides. RefSeq names its product peroxisomal biogenesis factor 11 alpha (gene pex11a). Lineage: Eukaryota; Metazoa; Chordata; Cladistia; Polypteriformes; Polypteridae. Gene Ontology annotation, cellular component: peroxisomal membrane. The transcript has 4 exons. The record is from RefSeq and is a predicted model, not a curated record. Bases 217 to 957 code for a protein of 246 amino acids. Gene Ontology annotation, biological process: peroxisome fission; regulation of peroxisome size.
CUGUGGCGUGAAAUUCUUUACGAUUCAUCUGAUCUGUAAGUUACACCUUGAUGUACGAUACUUAUUUUGUCAUUAUUUUAAUGUUUAAUUGCCGUUGAUAAUUUUAUAGUAAUGUGGCUAAUUGUCAGUGGCUUGACACGUUUCCCGUGGAGCAGAGAGCGUUGAUGGGCCGAAUAACUUUUUCUAUGAUCUGCUGAAAGCAUUGAUUCUAAGGAGAUGGAAGCUUUUUUGAAGCUGAGCAGCCAGAGCCGCGGUAGAGACCGCAUGCUCAGAACUAUUCAGUAUGCAUGCACUUUGCUUAAGUAUCUUUUGCAAAAUAACAGCACUCAGAAGGAAUUGCUUAAAAAGCUGCAAAAUCUGGAGUCUAAUAUGAGCACUGGAAGAAAAUUGUUCCGACUUGGAAACAUGCUAGACUCAAUAGGAGGAGUGCAGAAGGCUUUACAGCUGCCCAAUCCAGAGGUACGCCUGCUACUUGUGACUUCCUGUCUAAGCCGUACUCUCUACUUUAUUUGCGAUAAUUUGCUGUGGGCUAGAAGUAUCGGAGUGAUAAAUUCCAUUAAUAAAGAGAAGUGGAGCCUGCUAGCCACCCGGUUUUACUUCAUCUCGUUGAUUAUGGGCUUAAGUCGAGACAUUUAUGAGCUUUACCAGGCAAUGAAGCAAGAUGUUCGUGGGCAACAAAUUCAGAAGAAGAUUGGUCAGCACAUUUCUGAGGGACCUGAUGUAGCCUGUAUUGGUGUCUUCCGACUGGAAUAUUUCCUAAUACUGCUUUAUUACAGUGUAAAGAAAAACCCACCACUGUUGCUGGAUUCUAUGAAAAAUGUUUUUGACCUCUUUAUUCCGAUGGACAGACUUGACAUUUAUAAGACAAAUUCUGGAGUUGUGGGGCUAUGUGGUUUGGCAUCAUCCCUGUUUGGGAUCCUAACCAUAUUGAAACCUAGUCUCAGGCUUAGUCCUUAAUGCCUGCAUAACUGAUAUAAAGUUAACAAAACAUUCACAGAGAAAUGUAAUGACAAAUUCUACACUAGAAAAAAAUAUUAACCUUGCAACACAGGUCUCCCUUUUGUUUCUGAUUAUGUUGAUAAUACUGCGGUUGUCUUACACUAAAUAUCUUACCUUUUAGGUUUUAAAGUUAGGAUAAGUAGUAAUGAUUAUUUUUUUUAUGGUGAAGCUAUACUUACCAGGAACCAAAGAAAUGGAGUAUUACCUGUUUCAAAAUAUUAAAAAGAUCAACAUUAUUUUCUAUGCAAAAUAGAUAUUUUGAUAAAUUAUAGAGUGAAUGUAUACAGUAAACAUUAAUAAUUAUAAUAAGCUACAGUAUGUACACUGAGUGUAUUUUUCCAAAUUCAAAUUUUUGCUGCUAUAUAUUCCCAUAAUAAGCUGAGGCUUCUGGGGCAGUGUUGUGGUUAGGUUAAUGGUUAGAACAUAAUGGUGGAACACUUCACAUCUUCUGCAGUAGUGGCCUCUUCUGGUUUAUAUGGAAAAUUGCAAGACUAAAAAUGUGAAACAAAAGAAUGAAAAGUAUCAGCAGAAGAAAUUAGUAAAAGUUGCACUAUGUCCAAGAAGCAACAACAGGCAUGUGUUUGCCAUUAUAGAAGACUGAUCUGCAGUUUAAAAAAAAAAUGACUUACAAUUUUAGGCUCUUUGCCAUCCCUGGGAUUUGUCGUAAUAACUGGAUGAAGUGAGGAGGAUUGUGUAACUGUUUGCACAAUUGGAAAACUGUCUGAACAUUUCAUGUUUGAGGUUUAUUAAGAGUAGCAGCAUGGUUACUUGAAAGAAGACAAACUGCUAAAUUAUGAGAUCUUUUAAUUAGUCUUUCUAGAGCAGUAUAUGGUAUUCUUAAUGUAUGUAUAUAUUUUUAUUUUAACA